AUGAUGUCCUCUACAGUGUACAAUUUCGGUUAUGAGCUGGCCUCAAAGCAGGUACGUGUGUACCAGACCAAUGAUGUAGGAAGCGUGUAUCGUGCCCUCACAGCUAAUCUUCAGGAAUACCUGGCAUACGAAGGUAUUCAGGAAGAGGACCCGACGUCUCUGAAGAACAUGUUUGUCAAAGUGCUCACUGUAGGUUUUGGCCUUGCAGUGUAUGUGCUUUGCAAGUCGCAUGCUUCUGGGGUACUGCUUACUGGAUCUUUUCUCUUUUUUGGCGCACUUGUAGCGUUUCAGUUAGUCUGUUCUAUCCUACAACACAAUGGAAAUAUAAUUUUUAUAGGUUCGGGAAGAGUGGUUGAAGAUCAACAGAGGGGACAGAAACCGUGUUUCCGUAAGCUAAAGAAUCAGCGCAUCUGCAUUCGUUUGACUCAGGAAAACGUGUUUAUCCCAGUGGUUAAGUUCGAGGUGCAGCUUAUCGGACCGUCUCGAAUGUUUUCACCGCCUACUGUUUAUAGUCGAGUUGAAAAAACAGUGCAGUAUGGUCAAUUUUUCGGAUCCACCGGCUUCUUCUUUCCGCCUGCGCUACAGGAGCUUAUUGACGGGAUGUUGGAGGCGGUUGCCUCGAAGAAACAGAGGUAA
This is a messenger RNA of Leishmania braziliensis MHOM/BR/75/M2904, 636 nucleotides long. RefSeq lists its product as hypothetical. The record is from RefSeq and is a predicted model, not a curated record. Bases 1 to 636 code for a protein of 211 amino acids. The transcript has a single exon. Lineage: Eukaryota; Euglenozoa; Kinetoplastea; Trypanosomatida; Trypanosomatidae.